Molecule: messenger RNA, 943 nt
Organism: Olea europaea var. sylvestris
Lineage: Eukaryota; Viridiplantae; Streptophyta; Magnoliopsida; Lamiales; Oleaceae
Product: GEM-like protein 4
Exons: 4
Coding region: 39-731 (230 amino acids)
Source: RefSeq, a predicted model, not a curated record
GAAUAAUUUUGUACAUCAUUAGUAGAAAUUUAUGAAAAAUGGAUGGUUCUCAGUUUGAAUAUCAUAGUUUUCCUCAAAGCUCUUUAAUGAGGAGUAGUAGUAGUGAUAGUAGUUCAUAUGGAAGAUUCUCUCCUGAACCUUUCAGCCCCUCUUCUUCAGAUGCUUCUUCUCCUCUCUUCACAAUUGAUGGGAACUUAGGGAAGCUCUGUACUGGGAGGAAUCACCGUAAGAAGCUUGAAAGAAAGGCUAACAGUUUAGCUUUCAGAAUUCGCGAUCACGUUAGAAUGGGGCCUAAAUUUUCUGAAACAGUAAAGGGGAAGCUGAGUGUAGGGGCCAGAAUAAUAAAGAAAGGAGGCAGAGAAAAUAUAUUUAGAGAAAUAUUUGGUGUUGAUGAGGGAGAGAAGCUGUUGAAGGCAUCUCAGUGCUAUUUAUCAACCACAGCUGGUCCAAUUGCUGGAAUUCUUUUCAUUUCCACAGAAAAAAUUGCAUUUUGCAGUGAAAGAUCCAUUACUCUUCACUUGUCUGCUGGAACCUUUUUCAGGACUCUGUACAAGGUUUCUGUCCCAGUGAAAAAGAUAAAAAGAGCAAACGAAAGUGAGAAUAUCGACAAUCCAGCACAGAAGUACAUAGAAAUAGUGACAAAAGACGAUUUUGAAUUUUGGUUCAUGGGACUUGUAAGGUAUGAAAAAGCCUUUAUGAAUAUACAGAAGGCCAUUUCUUUGUCCCAAUAGAUGCAUUUAAAAAUUUUCCUUCAAGACAGCAAAAAUAUUUUUCACUGUUGCUUUUAGGAAUCUCAGAAAACAAGAACUUGCAAAAAAAGACUUUCCUUAUGUCGUAAUAAUAGUUUGAGGUUGUAGUUUUUGUAUAUUAUGUUUGUAAUCAGAAAUUUGUAGUAUGAUAUGUAUAUUAGAAGAGUUUUAUGAACACUUUGAUUGUUCUUUUC